Messenger RNA from Polypterus senegalus (gray bichir), 1032 nucleotides. Its product is annotated as olfactory receptor 2AG1-like. Gene Ontology annotation, molecular function: G protein-coupled receptor activity. Bases 1 to 1032 code for a protein of 343 amino acids. Gene Ontology annotation, biological process: G protein-coupled receptor signaling pathway. Gene Ontology annotation, cellular component: membrane. The record is from RefSeq and is a predicted model, not a curated record. NCBI's taxonomy places the organism in Eukaryota, Metazoa, Chordata, Cladistia, Polypteriformes, Polypteridae. The transcript has a single exon.
AUGAAUUUCACGCAGCAGCUGAAUGCAAAUUAUUCCAUGGCAUCGGGACAGUUGGCGAGGAACGGAUCACAGCUGGACCCUGCCAGCACCUACUUCAGGGAGAUCGUAGCCUCGGAUGCCGCGGUCCAUAUUCUGAUCACCUUCUUUCUGCUCACUUACUGCCUGACGCUGAUGCUCAACGGCUCGGUCCUCGUCGCGCUCUAUAAAUCCGAAGAGCUGUCCUGGCAGCCCCGGUUCAUUCUGGUGAAAAACCUGCUCAUCUGCGAUCUGCUCCUGGCCUCCACUAUAACGUCUUGCUCCGUGUACGCGCUCUUGAAGUGGCAGACUAUGAGAUUCGGCUUCGGGUGCCUGUUCCAGUAUACGGUUGUAACGGUGUGCAUAUUCUGCAUGAUAUACACGUUAACCCUGAUGGCCCUGGAGAGGUACAUAUACAUCUGCCACGCCAUUCAGUACAUCAACAUCCUCACAUCCAGGCUGAUCCGACUGGUCCUCAUGUCCGUGUGGCUUGUUUCCGUCGUACCGUGCGCCGUGUACCUUCUCCUGCUCACUUUGCGCCCCGCUCCCGAAGGGAGGAUCACCUCGGGGUUACUCUGUGACCCCGAAAUUCUAGAAGUAUACUUCGGAUAUGAUCCUACUGUGGCCGCUUUUCGGAAAUCCUGGGGUCUUCUGACUCUGGUCACCUGCCUCUUGACCUUCGCGUUCUGCUACUACAACAUGUAUAAGAAGGCGAGGAAUGUGGUGGAGCCAUUCAACCAGACCAACAAGCGAGCGCGCAACACGGUGAUGUUCUACGGGGCCAUGAUCGUCCUACAACUCAGCCCGUAUCUGCUCAAAAGCGUCACAGACCUUUUAUUUGAAACAGACAGCACAGUCGUCCACGAUCACCGGACAGGAAACACUCUCCAUCUUACUCUGUUGAUCUUCAUCGUCCUGCCGCCUUGCCUCAAUCCCCUCAUCUAUGGCCUACGCAACAAAGAAGUGCGCCAUGCCAUCUCAAGGAUAUCCCGCUGCCCGUGGAUCGUCCUGGACUGA